Triticum urartu is the source of this 1698-nucleotide messenger RNA. It is a transcript of the gene IPT9, whose product is annotated as isopentenyltransferase 9. Gene Ontology annotation, biological process: cytokinin biosynthetic process; tRNA modification. NCBI's taxonomy places the organism in Eukaryota, Viridiplantae, Streptophyta, Magnoliopsida, Poales, Poaceae. Gene Ontology annotation, molecular function: tRNA dimethylallyltransferase activity. The record is from RefSeq and is a predicted model, not a curated record.
UCUCUCUCUCGGAGCCGUCGUCUGCUGGCCAUGGCCGUCGCCGUCGCCGUCAUCGUCUUAACCGCCGUUGCAGGCCGGCGAGGCCGGUCCUCGCCCCUCGAGCUCCCCAGUCCAACGGCGUCCGCCCUCCCGUCGCCCUCUGCUCUUCACUGAUCUCCCACCAAAGCUCGCGCAUUGGUUCCCUCCGCGCAGGUCUGCUGCUGUUCUGCUGGCUCCAGUGCAGCGGAUUCGUCGCCUCCUCUCUUCUCGGUGCUCGCUCUAUCAUGUGCUGUGAAAUGAGGCCGGGGUUCGGGUUCGGGUCCGCGCGGCGUGGCAUCUGGAGGAGCUGGCCCGCCCUGUGCUCACGGCAGCAGCAGCAGUGCUUCUCCCCGUCUCUUUGCUCUUCAAAGAAGCUGCACGUCACAGCCACCACUCUGCCACUGGCCGACGUGAGGAAGAAGAGCAAGGUCAUUGUGAUAUCAGGCCCUACGGGCGCCGGGAAGAGCAGGCUCGCGCUGGAGGUGGCCAGGAGGCUCGGGGGAGAGAUCAUCAGCGCCGACUCGGUGCAGGUGUACCGCAGCCUUGACGUCGGCUCCGCCAAGCCGUCCGCCUCCGAGAUGAGCAUGGUGCCGCACCACCUCAUCGACAUCAUGCAUGCGUGUGACGAUUACUCCGCUGGGAUGUUCUUCCACGACGCGCGAACAGCGACGCAAGAUGUUCUUGGCAGGGGCUCUGUGCCUGUCGUUGCAGGAGGGACCGGGCUGUACUUAAGGUGGUUUAUCUACGGCAAGCCAAAUGUCCCACAGUCAUCCACAGACAUCAUAUCAAGUGUGUGGUCUGAGCUCGCUGGCUUUCGUGAGAGCGGCCGGUGGGAAGAAGCGGUGGAGCUCCUGCUCAAGGCCGGGGACCCCGAAGCUCGGGACUUGGAUACAAAUAACUGGGCCAGGUUAAGCAGAAGGCUCGAGAUCAUCAGGUCAUCUGGUUCCCCUGCAUCUUCCUUCACCCUACCAUACAGCUCGUUUCAGAAGCAGCAAGACACCAAGCUAACUGAUUCCCCAAGCGAUGAUGCAACCUGCGAGGCGAAGGAACUGGAGUAUGAUUUCCUGUGUUUUUUCCUAGCAUGCCCACGGGUUGAACUCUACAGAUCAAUUGAUUUGAGGUGUGAGGAAAUGCUGGCUGACACAGGAGGCCUUCUUUCAGAAGCCUCAUGGCUUCUUGAUGUUGGGUUGCAGCCAAAUAUGAACUCUGCAACCCGUGCCAUUGGUUACAGGCAAACCAUGGAGUACCUGGUGCAUUGCAGACAGAAUGGAGGCAGUAGCUCCCCAGAGGAGUUCUUAGAGUUCCUGACCAAGUUUCAGCAGACGUCUAGGAACUUCUCAAGGAGGCAAAUGACCUGGUUCCGCAACGAGAAGAUUUACCAGUGGGUUGACGCAUCGCAGCCUUUUGAAGAGAUUGUUCAGUUUAUCUGUGACGCUUACAAUGGCUCUGAUGCAAUGGUGCUGCCUGAAUCACUUGAAAUGAAAAGGGAAAGUUGCGUGCACACAAGCAAGGAUCUCAAAACCUAUCGUCCAGAGAACAGGGUGUUCCUUGGGCACGAAGAGUGUUGCCACAUUUUGGAUUGGAUUAGGAGGACGCAGGGGAAGUGAGGUUUAGUUCUUGUCUCUUCUCAUACUUUGUUUUGUUUCCACCAGAGAAAUUAUCCGGCUAUAGGAUUUUGUC